GAAUAUGCCUCCACUGUGCGGCGAGCGGUACAGUCUGGGAAUGUCAACUUGAAGGACAGGCUCACCAUUGAGCUACACGCGGAUGGGCGCCAUGGGAUUGUCCGUGUGGACCGGGUGCCGCUGGCAGCCAAGCUGGUGGAUCUGCCCUGCAUCAUCGAGAGCUUAAAAACCAUUGACAAGAAAACCUUCUAUAAGACAGCAGAUAUUUGCCAGAUGCUUGUUUGCACUGUGGAUGGUGAUCUCUACCCCCCUUUGGAAGAGCAAACUGUGAGCACUGACCCUAAGGCAAACAAGAAGAAGGACAAGGACAGAGAGAAGAAAUUCAUCUGGAACCAUGGCAUCACUCUUCCCCUGAAAAAUGUACGGAAGAGACGAUUCCGGAAGACAGCUAAGAAGAAGUAUAUUGAGUCUCCUGAUGUGGAAAAAGAGGUGAAGCGCCUCCUGAGCACAGAUGCUGAAGCUGUCAGUGUCCGCUGGGAGGUCAUUGCCGAAGAUGAAACAAAAGAAGUAGACAACCAUGGUUCACUCACCAGCCUGGACAUCUCCUCCCCAGGGAUGUCAGGACAUAAGCAAGGCUCCUCAGAACAUGAUGAACUGCGGGAGAUAUUUAAUGACAUCAGCAGCAGCAGCGAAGAUGAAGAUGAGCGGGAUCAUCAUGACGAUGAAGACCUGAACAUCAUGGACACUGAGGAUGACUUGGAGAGGCAGCUGCAGGACAAGCUGAAUGAGUCUGAUGGGCAGCAACAGGAGAAUGAGGGCUCCAACCAGAUAGUCAUGGGGAUCCAGAAACAGAUUGACAACCUGAAAAGCAAACUCCAGGAGACCCAGGACAGGAGGAAGCGCCAGGAAGAUCUCAUCAUGAAAGUGGAGAACCUAGCCCUCAAGACGCGUCUCCAGGCCGUGCUGGAUGAGUUCAAGCAGCAGGAGGAGCGAGAGAAGCAGCAGAUGACGUCCCUGCAGGAGCAGCUGGAGUCCCUCAUGGAGAAGUGA
Messenger RNA from Nestor notabilis (Kea), 990 nucleotides. RefSeq names its product TAF7 RNA polymerase II, TATA box binding protein (TBP)-associated factor, 55kDa (gene TAF7). Gene Ontology annotation, cellular component: transcription factor TFIID complex. Gene Ontology annotation, molecular function: RNA polymerase II general transcription initiation factor activity. The transcript is spliced from 10 exons. Gene Ontology annotation, biological process: transcription initiation at RNA polymerase II promoter; RNA polymerase II preinitiation complex assembly. The annotation marks the transcript as partial. The record is from RefSeq and is a predicted model, not a curated record. NCBI's taxonomy places the organism in Eukaryota, Metazoa, Chordata, Aves, Psittaciformes, Psittacidae.